Messenger RNA from Anthonomus grandis grandis, 1431 nucleotides. RefSeq names its product serine/threonine-protein phosphatase 6 catalytic subunit (gene PpV). The record is from RefSeq and is a predicted model, not a curated record. Gene Ontology annotation, cellular component: cytoplasm. Bases 473 to 1387 code for a protein of 304 amino acids. NCBI's taxonomy places the organism in Eukaryota, Metazoa, Arthropoda, Insecta, Coleoptera, Curculionidae. Gene Ontology annotation, biological process: peptidyl-serine dephosphorylation; G1/S transition of mitotic cell cycle. Gene Ontology annotation, molecular function: protein serine/threonine phosphatase activity. The transcript is spliced from 4 exons.
UUUAAACCGUUAAAACUGCAUUAAAUGUUAAUGUUAAUGCAUUUAUGUAUUGCCCAAUAUGUUUAUUAAGUGCUACAAUCAAAGAUUUGGCUUAAAUCCAUUUAUUUUCGGCGAAAUUCGCAUUUAACGGGACUCAAAUUUGGGCAAGAGGGUCGAGGGACGGGGGAAGAAAUCCGGAAGAAACUGUAUAAAUUCGCGAAAAAACGCUAGCCAUACCCAUAAAGAAAAAAUUAAUUAAACCCCUAUUUCAACCCUUAAAAGCCCCAGGGGCCUAAUUAAACCAUAAUUCAAAAUCCAAAAUUUCGAAUAUGGGGCCUAAACAUCAAAUUGAUAGGUGGCCAUGCAAAUCAUAACCUCACUUUUUCACUGCUGUCAUAUCAAAGAAAACAGAGGUUGUUUUCAAUACAUUUCCUCCAUAAAAACGGGGUUUUUUGCAAGUUAAUGUGAAUUUAAGUGCCUAGAAAGCCCCAACAUGUCUUCUGAUAUUGAUAACUGGAUAGAGGUGGCGAAAGAAUGCAAAUACUUGCCCGAAAACGACCUGAAAACCCUCUGCGAUAUCGUUUCCACCAUUUUAUUGGAAGAAUCAAACGUACAACCUGUUUCCACCCCCGUAACUGUUUGCGGGGACAUCCACGGACAGUUUUAUGACUUGGAAGAAUUGUUUCGAAAAGGGGGCCAAGUCCCUGAUACGAACUACGUGUUCCUGGGGGAUUUUGUCGAUAGGGGAUACUACAGUUUAGAAACUUUCACUAGAUUGUUGACACUAAAGGCGAAAUAUCCCAAUAAAAUCACUUUGUUAAGAGGAAACCAUGAAAGCAGGCAAAUCACACAAGUCUAUGGGUUUUAUGAUGAAUGUUUGACUAAAUAUGGGAACGUGAAUGCUUGGAAGUACUGUUGCAGUGUGUUUGAUCUUCUUACAUUAGCUGCGAUCAUUGAUGAAAAGGUUCUUUGUGUCCAUGGGGGGCUCAGUCCCGAUAUAAAAACCCUGGACCAAAUUCGGAAACUCGAAAGGUACCAAGAAAUUCCCCAUAAAGGGGCUUUCUGCGACCUGGUCUGGUCUGACCCAGACGAGGUCAAUACUUGGGCCUCAAGCCCCAGGGGGGCCGGUUACGUAUUUGGGGCUAAAGUAACACAUGAUUUUAUGCAUAUAAAUGCUCUGACGCUCAUUUGUAGGGCGCAUCAGUUGGUUAAUGAAGGAUUUAAAUAUAUGUUUGACGAUAAGUUGGUAACAGUUUGGUCUGCACCGAAUUAUUGCUAUAGAUGUGGAAAUGUUGCCAGCAUUUUAGAGUGUAAAACAACAGAGGAAAUUGAGCCCAAAAUAUUCAGGGCUGUGCCGGAUAAUGAGAGGGUUAUACCAAGUAGAAAUAUCACACCUUACUUUUUAUAAUUUGUAUUAUAUUCUAUUUUUAAUUAAAGUUGGCUUAAAGUGUA